CCUUUGUUUCUUUUCCCAGAACAAAUGUCGGCACUCGAUCUCAACAGCCGAAUUCUUUCCUUAUAAAAAGCGCUCUUUCUUGGCCUUCUAGGAAGGAAUAUCGAGAAAUAUGGGUGGGUGUGCGACUAAGCCGAAGGUCUUGAAGGAGGCGCAGGCUCCUGGGCCUGAGAAGGAGGAGAAAGCUGGUGCCGCUGCAGUGCUUGCUAAGACCGAGAAGGAUCAGCCGCCUGAUCAUGUCGUUCUUUUUAGCGUUACCGAGGCCGAGAAUACUGAUAAGAAGAAGGAAUUAGAUGGUCAUGAUAAGGUCAAGGAGUCGGAGAUUGUCGAUGAUGACAGGGUCGACGAGCAAGAGAUCAGCAAGCGCCGUUCCCUCAGCCACUUGUUCAAGGAGACCCCUGUCCCAGAUUUUGCUGCUCAAAAGCCUGAAACUCCACUUGAAUUGACCUCUGUCUCGGAAGUUGUUGAUGCUCCUGAGAAUGCCAAAACAAAGGAAUUAACAACUGAAACCGCACCCGCUGCAGAUACGAAAACUGAUGGAAAGCAAACAGAAGAUGCGGAUCAUGUUGAUGAUGCUCUAAGGAAGGUUGAAACAGAGAAAGUAGUUGAAGCUACACCAGCUGUAGAGACCAAAACCUUGGAUGUUCUCAGUACUGCUCAAGAGAAGGCCAAAACACAGAGACCGAUUGAAACUGCAGUAGGUACAGAAGCCCACAAGGAUGAUAAAUCUCAUGAAGAAAAGAAAGCAGAAGAAUUUAAAGGGGAGCACUUGAAGGAAAGCCAACGUGUGAUGGAAGAUAUAUAGGCCGCAUAAAGCGAUUAUGCAUUUGCCUGUUUAUUCUACAGGGAAGGCUGCCUAUAGAAGCGGCUGCAGCAACCCUAGUAAAAGACGGUUCAUAUGCAUGGGUUCAUGGCGACAACUUGAUUAGAGGCGUUGUUUAUAGUAAUCGACCGAUUCUGCUAGUAUAGUUAUGUUAAUGUUCCUGCUUUACAUACACGUACAUCUCUUGCCAUGCAUGCAAUCGAUGAGGAAUUCUUUCCAGAAACUGAAUUGGAUCACUUCCUAAAAUCUGUUUGUGCCAUUACUUGCAACAUAUCUUAUAAUUAAAUGGAAAAUAAUUUUUGAAA
This is a messenger RNA of Carya illinoinensis, 1125 nucleotides long. RefSeq lists its product as uncharacterized. The record is from RefSeq and is a predicted model, not a curated record. Lineage: Eukaryota; Viridiplantae; Streptophyta; Magnoliopsida; Fagales; Juglandaceae. The transcript is spliced from 2 exons. The coding region runs from base 110 to 802 and encodes 230 amino acids.